AUGGCUUCAUGUGCAGUUGAAAUCACAGGAUUAACAACAAACUAUUGUCAGACAACAAAUUCAAUGAAACAAUCAUCUUCUUUUGAAACAAUAAAUCCACGAUGUCAAUUCAGUUUUCAUGCUGAUCCUUGCAUCAUGGAUCGAACAGCAAUAUUACAAAAUCAUGAAUUAACAAAGAAAAGACAAUUCAAUCGAAGUCAUACAUAUUCAGGUACGAAUGAAUUUCCAACUAUAAUUACAGACAACAACAGCUGUUCGUCACAAGCUGUUCCAAUAAAUAAUCAUGAAAGUCUAGUCACAUCAAUUCGACCAAAAACAUUAUUUCCAAAUGAGUCGAUAAACAAUCUAUCUGUACCACGUUAUCGAACAUGUCUAAGUCAUCCAUCGACAAUAUCUGACUCAUUUCUCUCUAAUGACGAUAAUACCUUAUCACCUCCUAGUUUUACUUCAUUACCUAUACUUGAGUCUCCUCCAGCUAAACGUCUUCGACCACAAACAUUGAACUUUAAAUCAACAAAUCAAUCUGUUCCUAUUAUAGCGAUAAUAAAUUCUUCAUCAUCGUCAUCCACUAAUUUUAUUGAAUCCAGCGAAUUAGUUAACAAAUUAAAUGAAAACAAUGCAAUAGUCAUCUUUGAUUGUGGUUCACCAUUUCGUUAUAAUGAAAAUCAUAUAAUUCGAUCCAAUCUUCUUCAUGUUUCUGAUAAAGUUUCUCGUAGACGUUUUAAAACUAAUCCAACAAAAAAUUUAACAAUUGAUCUGGAACAAUUAAAUAAUUGUGAUUCUAUUAUUUUAUAUGAUGAUAAUAUUAAUAAUGAUCAACAAUUAUCAGCAGGAAUCAAAUGUGCAUGUGAAAUAAUUCAACGUUCUCUUACAAUCAAAUAUCCUUCAAUAUUUAUACUUAAAAAUUCUUUUGAAGAAUUUGCAAAACUUUAUCCAAAUCUAUGUGAAUCUUCACAAACAUCAUUAUUUACACCAAAUGAUCUACCAUCAUCAUCGUCAUCAUCAACUCCUAGUUUAGAUCCUUUAAAUUAUCCAAUGACACAUAUUAUCGAUGGUUUAUUUAUUGGUAGUGAAUCUAAUGCUAAAAAUUUAGAAGAAUUAACUUCAGAAAAUAUUCGACAUAUUAUUAAUGUAACAUCUCAUGUGCCCUUAUAUCAUUCAGAACAAUGCCAUUAUUAUCAUAUACCAGCUGAUGAUACACAAAAACAAAAUUUAUUAGAUUAUUUCGAUGAUGCUUAUAGAUUUAUACAAAAUGCAAUAGAAAAUAAUGAAAAAGUACUUGUUCAUUGUGUGGCUGGAAUAAGUCGAUCACCAGCUAUAGUUAUUAGUUUUUUAAUGCGUUAUGCACAUAUGACAAUGAAUGAUGCUUAUGAAUUUGUCAAAGAAAAACGUUCCAUUGUUUCACCAAAUCUUAAUUUCAUGGGACAAUUACUUCAAUAUGAAAAAAAAUUAAGAGACCAAAACGAAAUACUUUCGAACAAAAAUUAG
Molecule: messenger RNA, 1488 nt
Organism: Adineta steineri
Lineage: Eukaryota; Metazoa; Rotifera; Eurotatoria; Adinetida; Adinetidae
Source: the annotation of a GenBank genome assembly